This is a messenger RNA of Plutella xylostella (diamondback moth), 1874 nucleotides long. The record is from RefSeq and is a predicted model, not a curated record. Lineage: Eukaryota; Metazoa; Arthropoda; Insecta; Lepidoptera; Plutellidae.
UGUAUUUAUAUAUUUUAUUAAUUCAAAGGAAACGUGCUUAUGUUUAUAUCAUGAAAUGAAAUGAAGGAGCGGUUAAAUUUGUGAUUUGAUUUAUUAAUUUGUUUAGAAUCGAAGCGGGCGAGAGUAUUUAGCUUUAGUGUGUUCGUUAUAUUUUACUAUCCAAAAUGCCAAGUGAAAUGAUAACCCUCCAGCUUGGCCAGUGUGGCAAUCAAAUCGGCUUCGAGUUCUGGAAGCAACUAUGCGUGGAGCACGGCAUCUCUCCCGACGGGAUCCUGGAGGAGUUCGCCUCGGCGGGGUCGGACCGUAAGGACGUGUUCUUCUACCAGGCUGAUGAUGACCACUACAUACCGCGCGCUGUGCUACUGGACCUCGAGCCCAGGGUCAUACAUACGAUUAUGAACUCACCCUAUGCUAAGCUAUACAAUCCAGAAAAUGUAUACCUCUCAAAACAUGGAGGAGGAGCAGGAAACAACUGGGCAUCCGGCUUCGCUCAGGGAGAGAAGCUCAAUGAAGAAGUCUUCGACAUUAUAAACAGAGAAGCAGAUGGGAGUGAUAAUUUGGAGGGUUUUGUUUUGUGUCACUCAAUAGCUGGUGGCACAGGUUCAGGCAUGGGUUCAUAUAUUCUUGAGCACCUAUCAGACAGAUUCCCAAAGAAAUUAGUACAAACCUACAGUGUCUUCCCUAAUUUAGAUGAAAUAAGCGACGUAGUAGUGCAACCCUACAACUCCUUACUCACACUGAAGCGACUCACGGAGAGCGCGGACUGCGUGAUGGUGCUGGACAACACGGCGCUCAACCGCAUCGCCAGCGACCGCCUGCACAUACAGAACCCCUCCUUCGCGCAGAUCAACACGCUCGUCUCCACCAUCAUGAGCGCUUCCACCGCCACGCUCAGAUACCCUUCGUACAUGAACAACGACCUGAUCAGCCUGGUGGCGCCGCUGAUCCCCACGCCGCGCCUGCACUUCCUCAUGACGGGCUAUACGCCGCUCACCGCCGACCACGAUAUUAAUACCGCACCAAAGAUCCGCAAGACGACAGUCCUGGACGUGAUGCAGCGGCUACUACAGCCCAAGAACAUGAUGGUGUCGCUGAGCCCCGACCGCGCCGCGCAGCACUGCUACAUCUCCAUACUCAACAUUAUACAGGGAGAAGUAGACCCGUCGCAAGUGCACAAAUCCCUCCAGCGCAUCAGGGAGCGUAAGCUGGCGUCGUUCAUCCCGUGGGGCCCGGCGUCCAUCCAGGUGGCGCUGUCGAGGCGGUCGCCCUACGUGCACUCGUCGCACAAGGUGUCGGGGCUGCUGCUGGCUAAUCACACCAAUAUAUCCUCGCUCUUCGACAGAUGUCUCCAGCAGUUCGACAAGCUCCGCAAGCGAGAAGCUUUCCUCGAGGUGUUCCGCAAGGAGCCCAUGUUCAAGGAGUCCCUGGAGGAGUUCGACGAGUCGCGCAGCGUGGUCGACGACCUCGUGCAGGAGUACCAGGCCGCCGCCACGCCUGACUACGUGCAUUGGAACCCAGGAUGGCAGUAACACCUACUCGUCGGUGAAGCUACACUUCUCGGUAUAUUUAGAGCAGUCAAAUAUAGGAUUCUUUGGAUAAAGGAAAUUCGGCAUAUCAUUUGAGAAAGUAGACGAAGGUGGCGUAAAGAUUGCAUUUGUGUCAAGUCAAUAGAGGACAUGCGAAACUCACAGUAUUGUUAAGUUUUAUUUAACUUGUUUUAGAACUAAAUGUGCCAUUUAUGUUCAGUAAUCUCACUUUAUUAACUUGUAUGUUAUAGUGUUUUAAUCUCUUAAGUUACGUUGUCACAAAAACUAAUCUUGCCAUGUAAUUGGUACCAACACUCAAGGAGUGAAUAAAAACAUUUUUACCAAGAA